Messenger RNA from Andrographis paniculata, 1828 nucleotides. Its product is annotated as probable rhamnogalacturonate lyase B. The transcript is spliced from 14 exons. Gene Ontology annotation, biological process: carbohydrate metabolic process. Bases 32 to 1828 code for a protein of 598 amino acids. NCBI's taxonomy places the organism in Eukaryota, Viridiplantae, Streptophyta, Magnoliopsida, Lamiales, Acanthaceae. Gene Ontology annotation, molecular function: catalytic activity; carbohydrate binding. The record is from RefSeq and is a predicted model, not a curated record.
UCUAAAUGUUUCUUUGUCUAUUCCUGCUGGGAUGAUCGUAAGGAUACAAUAUAAUGGCAUCGACAAUAUACUCGCAGUUGACAAUGAGGAAAAUAAUCGCGGGUAUUGGGAUUUUAUCUGGAGCACUCCGAGGCAUCAAGUCGAUAAUCUUGACAAGCUUGAAGGGACAAAUUUUCACGUUGUAAUGGAAGAAGACAACCAAGUCGAGCUUUCAUUUACUCGAACAUGGAAUUCGACUUCUAAAGGGCUUCCCCUCAAUAUUGACAAAAGAUUCAUAAUGUUGCGGGGUGGUUCUGGUUUUUAUUCGUAUGCAAUAGUUGAGCGCUUAAAAGGCUGGCCUGGUACGAGUCUAACUGAAGGACGGAUCGUGUUUAAGCUUCAAAAAAAUAUGUUUCAAUAUAUGGCAUUAUCUGAUGAAAGGCAAAGGAUCAUGCCGAGUUACAAGGACCGUGAGAAUGGUAAAAAACUUGCAUACCCAGAAGCCGUGCUAUUAAUAAAUUCAAGAAACCAUUUGAUACGAGGCGAGGUAGAUGAUAAAUAUCAAUACUCGAGUGAUAACAAGAAUAAUCGAGUCCAUGGUUGGAUAUGUCCAAACCAUCUUACAGGAUUUUGGAUCAUCACUCCGAGUGAUGAGUUUAAAACCGGCGGUCCAACAAAACAGGAUCUCACAUCUCAUGUUGGCCCAAUCGUUUUAUCGAUGUUCUUUAGUACCCACUACGCUGGAAAACCAUUGAUUAUAGAAUUUCUUAAUGACGAGCCGUGGAAAAAGGUCUUUGGACCCGUAUUUAUUUAUCUAAAUUCAGCAUCGCAAGGUCAAAAUCCUCUUGUAUUAUGGGAUGAUGCAAAAAAACAAAUGCUUAAGGAAACCAAAAGUUGGCCGUACGAUUUUCCAAGAUCACAUGACUUCCCUCGUGCUAAUCAAAGGGGCAGUGUGUCGGGACAAUUGCUUGUUCAUGAUAGAUACAUAAGUCAGAAGUAUAUAGAGGCAAAGUAUUCAUAUAUCGGACUGGCACCUCCAGGCAACCUUGGAUCAUGGCAAUCAGAGAAUAAGGGUUAUCAAUUUUGGACUCAAGCCAAUGCAAACGGAAUGUUUGUAAUAAACAAUGUUCGAGCUGGGAAUUACUGUUUAUAUGGUUGGGUUCCCGGAUACAUCGGAGACUACAAAUAUAAUGCUAUAAUCAACAUCGUGCCAGGGAGCCAUAUUAAUCUUAAGAACAUCUUAUAUGAACCCCCAAGAAAUGGACCUACUCUUUGGGAAAUUGGGAUUCCUGAUCGUACUGCUGCUGAAUUUUUUGUGCCUAAACCAAAUUCGAGGCUCAUCAAUCGAUUGUAUGUUAAUCAUUGGUUCCGACAAUAUGGUUUGUGGGAUCGAUACACUGAAAUCCACCCGAACCAAGACUUAGUUUAUAAAAUUGGAACAAGCAAGUAUCAGACAGACUGGUAUUUUGCUCAUGUUAACAGGAGGAUGGACAAUGGUACAUACAUACCAACCACGUGGAGAAUCAUAUUCAACCUCGAAAAUGUGAAAUUAGGAAAUUACACAUUUUUACUUGCCCUUGCAUCAGCCAAUGAAGCUGAGUUACAGGUUGGGAUCAACAAUGAGUCGACACAUGAUUUCACAACAGGGGAAAUAGGAAAGGAUAAUACAAUAGCAAGGCAUGGGAUUUAUGGGCUCUAUUGGUUGUACAUCGUUGACAUAUCAAGUUCUCGACUUGGUCGGGGUACUAAUACGAUAUUUUUGACUCAAUCGAGAGGGUCGAGCCCUUGGAUGGGAAUUAUGUAUGAUUACAUUCGUCUCGAAGCUCCUUCAACUUCAAGAUCGAUGUAA